This is a messenger RNA of Eurypyga helias (sunbittern), 891 nucleotides long. It is a transcript of the gene PM20D2, whose product is annotated as peptidase M20 domain containing 2. Gene Ontology annotation, molecular function: dipeptidase activity. The annotation marks the transcript as partial. The record is from RefSeq and is a predicted model, not a curated record. The transcript is spliced from 6 exons. Lineage: Eukaryota; Metazoa; Chordata; Aves; Eurypygiformes; Eurypygidae.
ACGGUGCUGGGGACGCCUGCGGAGGAGCAAGGCGGAGGUAAAAUCGACCUGAUCAACGCCGGGGCGUUUGACGGCCUGGACGUGGUUUUUAUGGCGCACCCCUCGCAGGAAAACGCAGCCUACCUGCCCGAUGUUGCUGAGCACGACGUGACUGUGAAAUACUAUGGAAAAGCUUCUCAUGCUGCUGCUUAUCCUUGGGAAGGAGUUAAUGCAUUAGAUGCUGCUGUUCUUGCAUACAACAAUCUGUCUGUUUUAAGACAGCAAAUGAAACCGACCUGGAGAGUUCAUGGUGUAAUAAAAAAUGGUGGCGUGAAACCUAACAUCAUUCCUUCUUACACUGAACUAGAGUUUUACUUGCGUGCCCCUUCAAUGAAAGAUCUUUCUGUUCUGACAGAGAAGGUUGAAAACUGCUUCAAAUCUGCAGCACUGGCCACUGGAUGCAAAGUGGAAAUAAAAGGUGGUGAAAAUGAUUACUAUAAUGUGCUUCCAAAUAAGAGCCUGCAGAAAGUUUACAAGGAGAAUGGAAAGAAGCUUGGAAUAGAGUUUAUAUCAGAAGACUGUGUCUUGAACGGUUUGUCAGGUUCCACGGACUUUGGGAAUGUUACGUUUGUAGUCCCUGGGCUUCAUCCAUAUUUUUAUAUUGGUUCUGAUGCAUUGAAUCAUACUGAGCAGUACACAGAAGCUGCAGGGUCACAGAACGCUCAGUUCUAUGCGUUGCGCACAGCCAAAGCUUUGGCGAUGACAGCACUGGAUGUCAUUUUCAAGCCGGGUCUGCUAGAAGAAGUCAGGGAAGACUUCAGACAGGUGAAGCUAAAAGAAGAGGGGCAGAUAAAUCCCGUCGAACUGAACAAAGAAUCUGGCGUGGGCAUAGCAGCAUGUGCGUCCCACUAA